Dermochelys coriacea (leatherback sea turtle) is the source of this 9705-nucleotide messenger RNA. RefSeq names its product coagulation factor VIII (gene F8). The record is from RefSeq and is a predicted model, not a curated record. Lineage: Eukaryota; Metazoa; Chordata; Testudines; Dermochelyidae. The coding region runs from base 435 to 7793 and encodes 2452 amino acids. Gene Ontology annotation, molecular function: oxidoreductase activity; copper ion binding. The transcript is spliced from 26 exons.
GGAGGCGGGAGUAGGCAGAGACCACACCUAAAUUCCCCUGGCCAACAAACCCCUCCCUUUCACAACUCACUCCAAGAUUUUGACUCAGUGGAUGCCUCAGAAUACAAAUAAACACCCUGCACCUGGAGUGCUGCAGACCAGGAAAAGUUUAAGCUUUGUUUGGCCUCCCUUUUCCCUUUGUUUUUUUCUCUCAUCCUGUUGCUACUACCCAGAAGGGAGAUCCUGUCACUUACGCAUGUUCCCCUCUGCACUGCUCCAGUCACAACGACUCCCUCUCCUGAUAUCCUCAGAAAACUUUCCAGAGGUUUGACUGAGCCAGUGGGUGCCGACUUCCCCACAUUUUUUCCUGUGGAUUAAAGCUGCUGGAUGGAAGAUAAAUCUUUUUCUUGUCAGAAAUUUAUUUUUUUAAUCAGAAACUCUUCUGCCUCUCCAGCAUGAGGGGCACCAUGCCGGGAGGAGUCCUGUGCUGCUUUCUGCUGGGUUGUUUCUUUCAGGAGAGCUUUGGAAUCACCAGAAGAUACUAUAUUGGUGCUGUGGAGACAUACUGGGACUAUGUGCACAGCAGCCUGCUCUCUGUGCUGCAGGCACCAGCUAGAGAUUCAGGGGUCCAAGGUCAAAAGUCACCCAUGUCUGGCAUUUCCACUCGAUACAAGAAGGCGGUGUUUGUGGAAUAUACUGAUUCCUCGUUCACGCAAACUAAGCCCAAACCAGCCUGGAUGGGUCUCCUGGGCCCCACCAUCCGAGCCGAAGUCUAUGACAUGGUGGUUGUUACCUUUAAGAAUCUGGCUUCCCGCCCUUUCAGCCUCCAUGCUGUGGGUGUGACAUACUGGAAAGCAUCAGAGGGGGCAGGGUAUAAGGAUGAAACCAGCCAGGCUGAGAAAGAAGAUGAUGAGGUGGAUCCUGGUAAGACCCACACAUAUGUCUGGGAAAUCCUAGAAGACCAAGGACCAACAGAGUCUGACGCGUCAUGUCUGACCUACUCCUACUUCUCUUACACUGACAGCGUGAAGGACAUCAACUCUGGCUUGAUCGGAGCCCUGCUUGUCUGCAGGCCAGGAGCCCUGACCAAAAAUGGAACCCAGGGCACAUUGCAAGAAUUCGUGCUGCUCUUCUCGGUGAUUGAUGAAGGGAAGAGCUGGUACCCAGAGCCCAACAGCACAGGAACUCCUCGGCCCUUGGCUCAGCUGCAUGCUAUCAAUGGCUACAUCAACGGCUCUCUGCCCGAUCUCCAGUUGUGCCAGAAAAGACCAGUCUAUUGGCACGUCAUUGGGCUGGGUACUGCCCCGGAAGUGCACUCCAUUUUCUUUGAGGGCCACACAUUCUUGGUGAGGAGCCACCGGCAUACAACCUUAGAAAUCUCACCGGCCACCUUCCUCACGGCUCAGACCAUGCCCACCACCAGCGGCAGGUUCCUAAUGUUUUGUCAAAUCCCGGCCCACCGGCAAGCUGGCAUGGAAGCAUACAUCAGUGUGGAAGUCUGCCUGGAAGAGCCCAAGAUGAAGAUGAGGCUAGCCAUAGAUGCACCAGAGGAAGACUAUUAUGAUGACAACUAUGAUCUGGACAACACAGUGAUUAUGUUUGAUGAGAGUGAUUCUUCCCCCUCGAUUGGUGCACGUGCUUUCGCCAAGCAGGAACCUGUGACCUGGAUCCAUUACAUUGCAGCUGAGGAGGUGGAUUGGGAUUAUGCCCCAAUAAUGCCCACUUAUUUGGACAGAAGUUACACAAGUCAGUUUCUUGAAGCUGGUCCUCAGCGAAUUGGUUCAAAGUAUAAGAAGGUGAUGUUUGUGGAAUAUGGGGAUGGGACCUUUAAGAAGCGCAAAGUAUCAGAUCAACGUGACACAGGAAUUCUGGGACCUGUCCUUAAAGGAGAAGUUGGGGAUCAAUUUAUGAUUGUGUUCAAGAAUCUAGCAAGUCGGCCUUACAAUAUCUACCCUCAUGGGCUCACCAGCAUAAGUUCCUAUCACCCAGUGAAGUCUUCUGAAGAUAAAGAUGUGAAGGAUAUACCUAUUGAGCCUGGCCAGUCAUUCAAGUACAGCUGGAAAGUGACAACUGAGGAUGGGCCAGCUGGCUCAGAUCCUCGUUGCCUGACUCAUUUCUACUACAGCUCCAUCAACCCAGUCCGAGACACGGCCUCAGGGCUAAUCGGCCCCCUCUUGAUCUGCUCUAAAGAAUCGAUGGAUCAGAGAGGAAAUCAGAUGAUGUCGGAUGAGACGAGGUUUAUGCUGUUUUCGGUCUUUGAUGAAAACCACAGCUGGUACCUGGCAGAAAAUAUACAGCGGUUCUGCACAGAUGCAGCUACCGUGAACCCCCAGGAUCCUGAAUUCUAUGCUUCAAAUGUUAUGCACAGUAUUAAUGGGUACAUCUUUGACAACCUGCACCUGAAACUUUGCCUGCAUCAAGUGGUGUACUGGUAUGUCUUAAGUGUCGGUGCCCAGACAGACUUCCUGUCUGUUUUCUUCUCUGGAAACACCUUCAAACACAACAUGGUCUUUAAGGACACGCUCACCCUCUUUCCACUUUCUGGAGAAACCGUCUUCAUGAGCAUGGAAAAGCCAGGCAUAUGGAUGGUGGCAUGCCUGAAUCCUGACUUCAGAGACAGAGGAAUGUGGGCAAAGUUCACAGUCUCUGAAUGUAACACUGAUCCAGAACUGUAUUCCUAUGGGGAAUAUUAUGAUUUGAUACCGGAUUACUUGACAAAUGAGGGCAAUGGCCUUCAACCUAGGGGCUUCCCCAAGAAUAAGAGAUGGCGCAGGCUUUGUCUGAGAAAGCAUCAUAAUGUCACCUCUCCCAAAAAGGAAACGGAGACGCUUAACCCACAGCUAACACUCUGCUUGAGAAAACCCAGCCAGCCCCUCAAAUUCAAUAACAGACUUCAAAACAGCAGGAAUAACUCCAUGGACCCCUCUUCCAACAGCACAUCAGUGCUGUCUGAUCUACAUGGCCUUUCACUAUCUUCUCAAGCAGACUUUGAGCCAGUAUCUUAUGAUUCCUUCUCAGAAGAGGCAGGUUUGUCAGAAAUGAUCAGCCCUGAACAAGGAUUUGGAUACCCGUCUCCUGAAGGAAACUCAACACGCUUAAGUGACAUGGUCCAUCAUAACACACACUCAGCCAGCGCUGCAGCAGCUGGCUCAUAUCCAGAAGGAGAUGCUCUCUUCUUUGGAAAGCGUAGACCAAUUCAAGCUGUAGAGAUGGUUAAAGAGAAUUUAGAGCUGCACAAGUCAGUAGACAAUGUGAUGUUCCAACCAACUGCUCCAUUAGCCAACUUAAAAAAAUUUCUUAAAGGGAAUGUUACUUUGGCACAAUUAAAAGAGUCAGCACGUGUGAUGGGCCAUCAGGAACCUUCCUUUAAUGUUGAAGAAACUGGUCUUCAAGGGAAUGAUAGUUCACUGCAACUGAAUGACUCAAAACAUGAUUCUAGGUUUCAAGAAAGGAUUCCAUUAGAUGAAGAAAUGCCUCUAGAAUUGAAUAUUACAUCUUUAAAGCCACACAUACCACUGAAUGAUACAAUAACUACAGAUAACACUUUCCUUAAAGGGAAUAGUACUUCAGCAUCAUUAGACAAGUCAGCAGAUAACACAAGUAUACGUGUCAUCACCUAUGUGAACAGUGGGAAAGCAUUUCUUAAAAGCAAUGGUGCACCGAUACAACUAGACACUAGGUUAGAAAAUGACACCAGGCUUCAAGAAGAGGCUUCGCUGGGCUUUUAUGAAACUUCUCAAGAAGGAAAGUUAAAAAGCCCAGCACAUGAUACCAUGCUUCAAGAGAACACAUCCACUACAAAUGGAGACGUAUUCUUUGAAAAGACUGUAGAGAAGUCUUCAAAUGAUACAGGAAUUCAAAGGACCCCUGCACCACAUCAGGAAGAUCUUCUCCAUGGUAGGACUAACAUAUCGCUGUUAGAUAUCUAUGAUACAGCAGAUCUGAGGCUUGCAGAAAACCAUCCCUUCGACCAUGAGACAAGGAGUGUUACACCACUAGGACAGGAUAAAUCUGGUGAUGGCCUGGGUCUUUCAAAUGUAGAACAUUCCUUGUCUGCAGAAAGUAGCAUCAGGCUAGCCCCAGAUAAACUUAUCAAUGUUACAAGCUUUCUAGAAACAACAUUUCUGGGCCGCAAUGACAUUUUUGCCACCAGCUAUGUUACUACACAAGAAAGCGAUGAAUUAAUAUUGGGGACAAAGUUGCAAAAAGCUACAGAAAACGAGGAAAUGUCUGAAAUGGAGAACGUUGACUUACUCAAAUUAAAUGUUAUGGCCAACGAGAGGAAGCUCGAAAAGGCCCCUUUACAAAGCAGCAAGGACACAUUUCUGAAACACAAGGUUACUGUGCUAAGUUUAGAUGGGCCAACAAAUGAAAACAACAGCUUAUUAGAUAAUGAGGAAAUUUAUCUAAAUGAGAAAGUGACUCCAGCAGAGUUAGUGGACUUGAUAAAUGGAACAGGUCUCCUGGAGGCCAAUUCAUCAGACAAAGAAGAAACACUCCAUAAAAGUAAGAGAAUGGAGCUGGACUCUGACAGCCAGACUCCUGGAAAGCUAGUGCAAAGGACAGCUUUCAAGCCCUGUGAUCAAAACUCUCAGGGAUGCAGCACUCAUGUAAAAAAGAGGUCCCUGGAAUCACAUGGAACUUCACUGGAAGAAACAGAGGUGCAGCAAGGACUGGAGGAUAAAGCCAGAGCAUUGAAGGGAAAGCAGAGCUCUGGUAAACAUACAGGAGGAAUCGGAGCUAUGCUUAGAGGCACUAUCAAGAUAAUCUACAAUGAUAGAGCAAACCACCUUGCUGCUAGGCCACUCUUGGUUGACACAACAGCAAGAGAUCAUGGAGCAACUGGCACUGAUAACCCCACAGGAUACCUCAGGGAUGUGUCAGCUUCUCUUCCAUCAAGCCCUAGCCAGGCAGAUGCACUAUCAUACCAUGCCAGCAGUCAUGAGCCACCAGCAGUAGAAGGACACUAUGACAACCAAGGUGAAAGUGAUACAGCUCAGAAAGGAGGUAACUCCUCUCUGAAGGUGGAAGAGUCAGAGGAGGAGAAAACUAGUGCUACUUCUGCCUAUUCAAGUGAGAAAACUAACAAAGAUGAACAGGAGGUAGGAACUGAGGCAGACACAAAGCCCACUGCAUCAGCAGGAGAGCGAACGACAAGUAUGGUCCCCAUCUCAACACAGGUUGUGGGGCAAGUGAGUGGAAUUAAGACUCCUGCAGUAACUGCAAUGCAGCGUAAAAGGGGUGUUGAUUGGGAGGCACAUUUGAGCUUGCAGCCCAAGGGAAAUGUGACAGAUGGGGAAGUGAGCACCUUGGACCAGCUGGAGCUGAAGGAAAUGUGGAUCUUCAGUAAACUGCAGCAGGAUAUCGAAUCUAGUGCUGUUAAGGACCAAGUAUUAGGAACUGAAUCUAAGGAUUUUCCAGCAAGCAAAGACGUCUCAGAGAUCCUGACAAAACGGGCCUCCAAAGAAAACUAUCCACUUCCCCAAGAUGGCAUGGCUCUCAACCAGACUCUUAAAGGGGACCAAUGGAAGCUGAAUUACAGACAGCAAGAAAAUCAAGUGUUUAAAGGGGAAGACGCCAUUCCCCUCUCAGGUAGUAAAAUACAGACACCAGAAUGGAAGGAGGUGGUGCAGGGGGUAGAUGGGACACAGAACAGCGGGGAAAGCACCAGCAAAGCAAAGAACAGGAGCUCCUCUCCUGGAUCCGAGGAAUAUUUUGACACCUCUGGAGAACCCAAUGCCCUAAAUAAUAUGGUCAAGUCCAACAUCUCAGUGCCCCAGAAGGAAAAAUCAGACUAUGACGACUACAGCAAACCUGAGAGAGACAUUGAGGAGUUUGACAUCUAUGGGGAGGAGAACCAAGAUCUGCGCACCUUCACUGGGAGGGUCCAGCAGUAUUUCAUUGCAGCUGUCGAGGUGCUGUGGGAAUAUGAGAGUCAGAGACCCCAACACUUUCUAAAAUUGAAAGGCCCAAGUAGGGGCUGGAGGAAGCCCUUCCAGCCAUACAAGAAAGUGGUUUUCCGAGGGUACCUGGACAACUCUUUUACCCAGCCGCUGGUGCGUGGGGAGCUGGAUGAACACUUGGGAAUCCUAGGGCCAUACAUCAGGGCGGAAGUUGAUGAUGUCAUAAUGGUUAGCUUCAAGAACCUAGCUUCCCGGCCUUACUCCUUCCAUUCCAACCUCCUGCCCUACCAAGGUGGCCUGGGGGAAAACAGCACACCCAGCCAGGAAGCGGUGCAGCCUGGCGAGCUCCGCGAGUACUCCUGGAAGGUGCUGCCCCAGAUGGCACCCACUGUCAAUGAGUUUGACUGCAAGGCUUGGACUUACUUCUCCAGCGUUAACCUGGAGAAGGAUCUGCACUCUGGCCUGGUUGGGCCGCUGCUUAUCUGCCGCCCCGGCAUCUUGAGCCCUGCCUUCGGGAGGCAGCUGGCGGUGCAGGAGUUCUCUCUGCUCUUCACUAUCUUUGAUGAGACCAAAAGCUGGUACCUCGCUGAGAACAUGGAGAGGAACUGCCCACCCCUUUGCCAGAUCCAGCCAGACGAUCCUGACUUUAGAAGAAGCAGCUACUUCCAUGCUAUCAACGGCUACGUGAUGGACGCACUGCCUGGGCUGGUGAUGGCUCAGCACCAAAGGGUGCGAUGGUACCUGCUGAAUGUGGGCGGCACUGAGGACAUCCACUCGGUCUAUUUUCACGGGCAACUGUUUGCCAUUAGGACGAACCAUGAAUAUCGAAUGGGAGUCUACAACCUCUAUCCUGGUGUCUUUGGAACGGUGGAAAUGCGCCCCUCCCACGCAGGGAUCUGGCGGGUGGAAUGUGAGGUUGGAGAGCACCAGCAGGCUGGAAUGAGCGCCCUGUUCCUUGUGUAUGACCCGAAGUGCCAGAACCCCCUUGGCCUGGCUUCCGGUAAUAUUGCGGAUGCUCAGAUCACAGCUUCAGGGCAGUACGGUCAAUGGGCGCCUAGGCUGGCCCGGUUAGAUCAUUCGGGGUCUGUCAAUGCUUGGAGCACUGACAGCGGCAACUCCUGGAUUCAGGUGGAUCUGCUGCGUCCCAUGAUCCUUCAUGGCAUAAAGACCCAGGGAGCCCGGCAAAAGCUCUCCAGCCUCUACAUCUCCCAGUUCAUCAUCUUCUAUGGUCUUGAUGGGGAGAGGUGGAAGAGAUACAAAGGGAAUGCCACCAGCUCCCAGAUGGUGUUCUUUGGGAAUGUGGAUGCAACAGGGGUGAAAGAUAAUCGUUUCAAUCCCCCAAUCAUAGCCCGAUAUAUCCGCCUCCACCCCACACACUACAGCAUUCGGACCACGCUGCGCAUGGAACUCAUUGGCUGUGAUCUGAACAGCUGUUCCAUGCCUUUAGGAAUGGAGAACAAAAGUAUUUCCAACCAGCAGAUCUCCGCCUCCUCCUACAGUGAGAACAUGUUCUCCAGCUGGGCUCCCUCCCAAGCCCGACUUAACCUGCAGGAGAGGACUAAUGCCUGGAAGCCAAAGGUGAACAGCCCCAAUGAGUGGUUGCAGGUGGACUUUGAGAAGAUCAUGAGAGUCACUGGAAUUGUAACCCAGGGCGCCAAAGCCAUCUUCAGUAAAAUGUUUGUGAAGGAGUUUGCUGUCUCCAGCAGUCAGGACGGCUCGCGUUGGACUCCAGUUCUCCAGGAUGGCGAGGAGAAGAUCUUCAAGGGCAACCAAAAUCACUUCAGCACAGUGGUGAACUCCCUGGAUCCUCCACUCUUUGCCCGGUAUCUAAGGAUACACCCCCGCCGGUGGCAAAACCACAUUGCCCUGAGGAUGGAGUUCUUAGGCUGCGACGCCCAGCAAACAUACUGAUGGGCUGAUAGCUUUGGAUUAAAGGACCUAGCUUUGGCUGGACACAGAACCAUCACCAAGCCUGGAGCGAUCCAAAGAGGAAGAUCUUCCAAAGCCCCUAUGAAGGGCCACAUUCACUGCAGGUCUAAGCAGAAGCAGCAUCAUUCACUUCCGUGGAGUUUCAUGUAUUUACACUAGCUGGGUUGGGAAUGUGGCACAGAGCACUCCAAGUGGUUGGAAGAAAGGGGCCUGCAAAGGUUUAUGUGUCGCCUGCCCUUCCCCUGUCUUUCUUUUUCUCAUAUACUGUGUGCCAUAUAGUCGGAACAUAGCACUAAAUAAUUAAACAGUAAUUUUCCAGCAAACAUCUGCCGCCACCCCCCCACACCCUCUCACCUGUCUUCCCCAGCUCAGCCAGCCUUGAAAUCCCCAUGGGGCUUAGAGUCAGCAUUCAUAGCAGCUAAUAAUUAUUUAGCAGCUGAGAUCUGCUUCGUUAUUUUCCAUAAACUCUCAGUGACCUGGCCCUCGCCCCAGCACAAGCGAUGGAGGGUGUGGUCUGGAGGGAGAGAUAAGAACAUCGCCCAAGGGCCGUGUUUUGCAAUCAGUUGGGGUUCAGCGCACCCAGUGGCCCCUGCCAGAGUCCAGGCUGGAGCUGUGCUAGCUAGGUGCAAUGCCUGAAGCCAGCAGCCAUGCAGCCUGACUCAAGGCUGUGGGAUUUGCCCCACAUGCCCUUUUGUUUCCCUUCCUUUGCUGAGUCAAUAGUGCUCCUGCACUGUCAUGGCCCAGUGCCACCAUUCUGUCUUCAGCAAAUUGCUCUCUUGUUGGCAGUCAUCUCCUGGAGCAAACACUCCUUCUCCUGGGGCUUUUCUCCCUUUCUGUGCUCUCGGUAGCCUGCUAUGGGACUUUGGCCCGACAUGCUGAUAGCACGUAGAGUGCAGCCCAGGCAGGCUCUCAGAUUGUCACAAACAAGGAUACUUUCUGUCACACACACGUACCCACCCCCACCAGAUGCUCUGUCAGGCCAGGGACCAUUGGAGGUUGGGAACAUUUUACAGUAAGGCAAUCUAGCCCAGAUAGCAUCUUCACACUGAGCCUCGUACGUUAGGGGAAUCUGGAGUAGGAGCUGGAUUUGGCUGUUAUGCUCUUUCUCUGCUUUGGCUGAACCCAAUGGCUGCUUUCCCAUUAACUUUAGGUAGACUGGGCCUGGAUCCAAACCGCGUGACUUGCGACCAUCUCGGCUUAUGCUAGUGUCUGCUGCUAGCAUAUUAGAAACAACAGUGCUUGGAGCGCUAUGAUUAGACUAGACUGCCAGGCUGUGAUCCAGUCCCUUUCCCAGGCUGCACUAUAGACACUGGCCACACACUGUGUAGAAUCCAAACUCGCUGCCUCCUGAGGGUUGGCUUUAUUAACAAGGCCACAAUAAGAUAAUGUUCAACUCAAACUUUCUCCCGUGGCUUGGGUGCGCCUAAGGCUCCUCUUUCUUGACUACUCAGCCUACACCCCAGAUCCUCAGUCCCCAGAGGGCCUGUCCUACCUCCCUUAUAUCCAAGUGGGGUAAUGAGUUACCUGCCUUGGAGACUCAGCAGAACACAAUUAACGAUUUCCCAGCAGGUUCACCAGGGUGGAUGGAGUAUUUCAGGCAAACACUGCGAGCCUGUGACAGGCACAGAGAUGGACUGACCCCACCUCGGGAGCACAGCCAGUCAAAGAGCAGGCAUGGACCCCUCAGUAUUAUGGUCCUGGUGUGGUUAUAGUUAGGUUCUGGUGUUUUCAGAUGGGUGCCCACCUACAAUGACCUUUUCACUUCUUCCCCUGGCACAUUUUUUCUGGGUGUUACAACUACCAAAUCCCCAAUCUGUGCAGACAUUGUUUAAAUUGAACUGAACAAAAAUAAAAUCGAUCUUACUGAGGUAAUCCUAAUAAAGUCCAGACUCCA